Messenger RNA from Lathyrus sativus (Indian pea), 972 nucleotides. Lineage: Eukaryota; Viridiplantae; Streptophyta; Magnoliopsida; Fabales; Fabaceae. The record is from the annotation of a GenBank genome assembly.
AUGUCUCAAUCACGCAUUGAUCACAUCAUCAGCGCGAAACGCGAAUCGAACACUAGUAUGAGAGAUGAUAACAGCAAUGGCGACAAAAACAGCAACGGCGACGUUGAUUAUCAAACUCCUAACGGCCGUCGAGAUCUCCGUUCUCGCUACCUCGCCGUCAAGAAGAUGAUUCACGGUGAUGAACAAGAGAAUAUUGCAAAGACUGACUCUGAAGUAUUUGGCUCGAUCUUCAAUGAAAUUGAGGACUUACACAAGUCAGUCACAAAAACAAGAGAACAAGUAGCUGAUGCACAGGCUCUUUUGGACAUAACCAAAUCCUUGGUAGUGUCUGCAAAAGGUCAUUCUAGUAAUGGACUCACUCCUUCAGCCUUUGUCACCCACGUUAUUGAAAAAUUUGGAAAACGAGGUGGAACAAGUACUAGCAGAGAAGAUUGCAACUCAAUAGCUUGGAAGGACAUUGGAGUUGCAGUUUCGAGUGUUUUCGGAAGAGGAUAUGGGUGUUCUACAAUGAUUGGCCCAAUGGAUACUAAAAUAAAACAGAAGACGGUUUGUAGAAAAAAGCGUUUGAAGCCCACUGAAUUGGCACGGCCGGAACAGCUUGUUGAAGGUUCAAGAGAAGAGAGAAAUGAUACUGAUAAAACCAUGUUAACUAUGUUUAACAUCUUAAGGACGAAUAGAUCUGUCAAGCUUGAAAAUUUGGUUUUAAAUAGGAACUCGUUUGCACAAACGGUAGAGAACUUAUUUGCUCUAUCUUUUUUAGUCAAGGAUGGGCGAGCUGAAAUCAAAGUGGACAAAGCUGGACAUCAUCUAGUUUCGCCAAGGAAUGCUCCUGCCGCAAAAUCAGUUAUUUCUAAGGAUGUUGCUUUGAGCCACUUUGUGUUCAGACUUGACUAUAUUGAUUGGAAGUUGAUGGUUCGCACUGUUGCUGGGGAGGAGUUGAUGCCUCAUAGGAAUAUUCAACAACAAACUUAG